Messenger RNA from Centropristis striata (black sea bass), 1940 nucleotides. It is a transcript of the gene mbd3a, whose product is annotated as methyl-CpG binding domain protein 3a. The record is from RefSeq and is a predicted model, not a curated record. NCBI's taxonomy places the organism in Eukaryota, Metazoa, Chordata, Actinopteri, Perciformes, Serranidae. The transcript has 7 exons. Bases 263 to 1003 code for a protein of 246 amino acids.
CACCAUUGUAUGUAUGGUGAGACCCGGCGCCUCACUAUCGGACUACUUUCCAUGAGCGUAGCGGAUGUCUUCCACUCAUUGUGUUCCGGGGCUGGCGGAGUGAUCUGGAGUGGUGAGGGUCCCGACUGGAGACAGACAGACAGCGGGGAUCGAUAACAAACACACUCGGAAAAAAAUUAUGACUGCAAGAACAGGCAGCUAGCAGGCUUGUUAUCUUUUGUAAGCCAGAAUCACAUGCAGGCGAAUCAAGACAGCCAGGACCAUGGAAAGAAAAGGUGUACCUGUUAAGCGUAUUCUCAACAAGCCCCAGAUAGUCCGCAGCCUGGGCAACAACCUUCACACAGAUGUGAAUGCCAGCCACUCCCGGGCUGGAUGGUCACUCCUGACCAAAGUGCAGCGCAGCAAGCACAAGCAUCAUUAUGACACCAACCAUCAAAUCAGGGCCAAGCCAGAUUUAAACACAACACUACCAGUUCGACAGACCGCAUCCAUCUUCAAACAACCAGUGACCAAGGUAACAAACCAUCCCAACAACAAGGUGAAGACGGACCCGCAGAAGGCCGUGGACCAGCCGAAACAACUGUUCUGGGAGAGGAAGUUGAGCGGGUUGAAUGCAUUUGAUAUCGCAGAGGAACUGGUGAAAACUAUGGAUCUUCCCAAAGGCUUACAGGGUGUUGGGCCUGCGUGUUCAGAUAAAACACUGCUUUCUGCCAUCGCCAGUGCUCUGCACACCAGCCCCGCUCCUGUCACCGGACAGCUCACUGCCGCUGUGGAGAAAAACCCCGGAGUCUGGCUCAACACGACACAGCCUCUCUGCAAAGCGUUCGUAGUGACUGAUGAUGACAUCAGGAAGCAGGAGGACCUGGUGCAGAAUGUGAGGAGGCGGCUGGAGGAAGCCCUCACGGCUGAUAUGUUGGCUCAUAUAGAGGACACCGCCGCAGACGCAGCAGCGGCCAACAAAGUGGAGGAGAAAGUUGAGCAGGUGGACAAGGAGGAAUUAUAGCCAAGGCUCGGAUGACAUGAAGAUUGCUGGUAAAGUCUUUUCAUUUUCAAACAAUUGGCUCCAUGAAGAUUUUUUUAUACACUUCAAACGGAAACAGAUGCUAUCUGCAGACACGCUGCAGAUUUUGUUUACCUAAACAAAGACUCUUUUCUUUAUUUGUAUGUUGUUGUUGGUUUUUUUUACACGUGUAAGUGUAAUCCUGGAAGGGUGCUUUUGAGUUUUCAGUUUGUUUUUACCUUUUACUAAUGUAUGGCAAAUUUUCUUUAGACUGUUAAAUUGUUUAGUGUUUUCGGGAAAUAAUGGCAUCACCAUGUCACUAUUGACAAUAUAGUGAGUAAAAGGAAAUUACUGUUUCUGUAAGUAGUUGUACUUUUAAGGCAGUUUAUGGCAGUUGUGGAUGUUGAUACGAUGCAGUGUUACAUUUAUUUAACAGCUGUUCAAGCUCAAAGUUAAAAACACAAACCAGAUGUGUGUGACUGAAGUGUGUGUGUGUGUGUGUGUUGAAUGUAAUUGAAAUAUUGAUUGUGUUCAUGUCUUUUGUGUGUUUCUUUUUUUUUUAACAUGUUGCUCUUUUAUAUAUUUUACUCUGGCACUGUAGGUAGGGUGUUUAUGUUUGUAAGCAUGGAAAGGCUGCAGUAUGUUUACAUGCACACAGCACCCCCGUGGCUGUGACUAAGAGUUUACAGCUCACAGCAGUGUUAUUUCUCACAAUAACCUGAGUUUACAUGGUUUUGAUGUCUAAGUCAAAUUAUCAGUACUGUUUCACCAGCUACAUUUGAAUUUUAAUCUGUAACGGAAAAUGUGUGUACCCUCAGAAAAUACAAAAACAAACAACACUGAUGUACCUCAUAACAAGAUGUACUGUACCUCAUUACAAGAUUCAUGAUUUGUCUCUGUUCUGCCGUGUCACUGUCAAAUAAAUGCAGCUCUUUCAUGA